UCAUUGUCGCCGCCAAGCUCGUUUUGCAGGCUGAAUACAUAUCUUCGGCAACAGUGAGUUUGCAAAUUUCCCGUUAUAUCUCAUCAUAAGCCUUUGAGAUGGGAACUAGAGAUACAACAGCGAUACGGAGAUGAAGGGUAACACGGGCGAGAUCUUCUCUUGUUCGAAGGAAUUUCCAAUUGGUUCAGGGACUCGAUCGGAACUUUCGAUGGACGCCAUUUUGUCAUUGGGAUUUUAAAGAUUCCGAUACUCUCAAGACAUAAAUCUACCAUUCUGAUUCACAUAAGAGGUUCAGGAUCAACAGAGCUAUAGACUGAUAUCUAUUUUAACAAGUGAAUGGUGCCGAUCCUCUGGAUAUGGCCAAUUCGAACACCACACUUGCGAGUUUAUGGAUGGAUGAUGCUCAAGGAAGUCCUGUGAAAAUCUUGCAAGGUACACCCACAAAGUCUUCCAACGGAUCAGAAUUCAGGGAUGACAUUGUUAAAUUCUAUAAAGACUCCGGACUUGAACCUGUUGCAAAAGAGGUUGGAAUAAUUGAUGCUAAUGGCGAUUUACCUGGGUUGCGAGAGCAGAGCUCGAAGCCACCACUGCGGUUGGUAGCUGUGCCCAUCACUGGUUCCCCAAAUAAAAUGUCCCCAUAUAAAAAUGCAGAUCAGCAGAUGUCACACCUAUUACCAAAGAGAACAGUAGGAUCACCACAAGUAAUCAUGGCUGCUACGAGUCCCAGAACACCCAUGGUCCCGGUCGACUCCCUAUGGGGGCGCAAACGCCAGGCAGAUAUCACCAUAGAAACAGAAUUUGCAGAAGGUAAGAGGGGUAAGAAGGGUGAGAAAGGAGGAAAAGGUCUACGACACUUCUCCAUGAAGGUGUGUGAAAAAGUGCAGAGGAAAGGUGUUACAUCAUACAACGAGGUGGCUGAUGAGCUGGUGCAAGAGUUCAGCGACCCACGGAACCUUACUUCACCCUCUGACCAGGCAUACGACCAGAAGAAUAUCCGACGAAGAGUUUAUGAUGCCCUGAAUGUACUUAUGGCCAUGAACAUCAUCUCCAAAGAGAAAAAGGAAAUCCGUUGGAUCGGCUUACCCACAAAUUCCGCCCAAGAAUGCCAAAAUCUUGAGUUAGACAAGCAGAAACGAAUGGAGAGAAUUAAACACAAAACACAGCAGCUACAGGAGUUGAUAUUACAACAAAUUGCCUUUAAAAAUCUGGUACAACGUAACCGAGUGAGGGAGCAAAGUAGUGGUGGUCCUGCCACUAACUCCGCCAUUCAGCUUCCCUUCAUCAUUGUCAACACCAGUAAAAAAACAGUCAUUGACUGCUCCAUAUCCAAUGACAAGUACGAGUAUUUAUUUAACUUUGAUAACACGUUUGAGAUCCAUGAUGAUAUUGAGGUUCUGAAGAGGAUGGGAAUGGCCAUGGGUCUGGAGAAAGGUCAGAUAGCCCAGCCAGAUCUGUCGCGGGCUGUCAAGAUGGUGCCCAAGUCCCUGGAGCCUUAUGUUUAUGAUUUGGCGCAGGGCAGUAUGGCCAAUGCUGGACCAAGUGGUAUCCGGCCAAUCACCUCGGGGAUAUCCCCACACAACCAGUCCAGGUAUAAGUCGGUGACUAUGUCAUCACAAACUGUAGAUGUUGACAUGGAGGUUGCUAUGGCUACCAGUCAAGGAUUGUCGCGGGACUCCAGCAUGGGCUCGUACUCUGACAUGCCUUCCCGUGCUGCGACAGAGACACCGUCCGAGGACUUCAGCGAUGAGACGGACACAGACAGAUCCAGUCCAGUGGAUAUGAGCUAGAGUUAGAGGGAUAGGCAGAGAAAGCUUUCCACUUUGACCAAUGAGUCGCUAUCAGACUGACUGAGUGGUCAGAUAAUGUUUCGACUGACCAUUGGUUAAACUGACCAUAGGAGAUGGGGCCCCCCAGAUAUAGGUGUUUGAUGAUGACUGGUCAGAUAUUUAAAUAGUCAUGGACUGGUCAGUGAGGUCAAAGGUCGACUUCAUAGGACCAGUUGGUUAUGUAACCAGGACAAGGUCUGCCUGUCUGAGUGAUUGACCAGCUGUGAUAAAUUGACAUGUGAAGUAUGUGUGGAACAAGUCAACACAAGGGGGCGCCACAAACGGCACUGCUAAACAGUGCCACAAACCGAUCACUAUAGGCACUGCAGUGUCUAUGAAGGGUCAAUACAGCAUAUGGAGUAUUGCACAAGGUCAAACAUUUUGUGCAUGUUUAUGAUUCUGCUGGAGCGACAACAAAGAGAUGCCACACAAUUUCCUUAUAGUCUCAGGAUUUUUCCUCAUCUGGAUGGAAUGUUUUUUUAUCAUACCAGGAGAAGAAGCUAUGCUUUUAAGACAAGUUUUCGACGAGAUGACAUAACAAAUGUGGAAGCUGUUGUUGGCUCCUUGGCCAUCUUAAUUUUUUCAUUGAAACGAUCAAUGCAAUAGACUGAAUAUAACUUGCAUAUAAUGUCAUUGCUAGUGACUAACCCUAUCGUGAAUAUUUCAAUGCAAAGAUCUAGUGUAUUCCCACAUCCAGGGAAAUCAAACAAUCGUGGACUUGAGAAGAGAAUUGCUUCAGAUAUUGUGUGGUUGGUGUGGUUGGUUUUGGUAACAGUGAGUUGUGUGCAGCCUAUGUAUUUGUAGGACUGGGGUAUGUUUAAUGUUUAUGUGUAAACUACGUGUGUAGAUCACUAAUAUUUAGCGAGAGAUUUAUUUUUACAUUAAUAGUUAACCCCCCCAUUUGCAAAUAAUGUUCUAAUCUCCUUAGGGAAUUGAUUCCAGCACUAGUUGCAAAGUGUUUGGACUCCAAACAGAUCAGCUGUUGAGAUACGAUACAUGAGGAUAAAGUAAAUGUUAAAUUCAGUAAUAAUGAUUAUGGAAAAUUUGUGGAAGCCGGGAGACUUUGGAAGUGUUACUUGUUAUAUAUAUUGCGAUACAAAUGUUAAGUUUUCUCAUGCUGAUGUAUACAAACCUGUCCAGUUAGGAUGGUUAGCUUUAGGACGAUUCUAAGUUUAUUUGUGUUGAAAGUAGUUAGAAAAUAAGACAAUUAGAUAAUUAUUUCUUCAUUCCUAAGAUUUCUCUGCUGGUUUGGUGAUUCUCACAGAAAACCUUGUCUUUUUCACACUUCGACAGCACAUUGCAUUAUAUUAUUAAAAUAUUUUCUUUUUAUGACAGAUCUUGUUUAAUUUUGACACUGAAAUUAACCCCAAUAGGUAAUUUGAGUUGAAUUGAUAUAUUACUGAAAGCUUUUUAAGUUACAAAAUAUGCGAGGAAAUUCAUGUCCCUUCAUAUCAGUAACCAAAGUCAGAAGUUAAAAUUGUAACACAAAGCAUUUUGUUACAUUCAAGGUUUCGAAAGUAUUCAAUUAGGUCGUCACAAAAUGAAGUAAUCCUUGUGUGCUGCAAAUAUAUGUAUGUGUAGGGAAUUUUGAAGAAGGGCUGUGCUUCAUUUCUGGGACUAUAGCAGACACAUGAGCUGAAACUUCAAGCCUACAUUGGUUUGGAUGGGCAUGGACCAUGGGCUGUUUUCCCACAUUCGGCUUUCAAACUCUUCAUUUAAUCUGAAAAAUCUUUGAUAUGGUUCAAAAACAGAAUUCCAUUUUUCAUUGAUGGCAUCAUUGUAUGUUGUUGAGAUAUGUGUCCUUUAUCAAAGGUUAAAUAAUAUCCUAACUCACUAAGGUUUUGUUUUUUGGAAAUUUGUUUCGGUAGAGCCAGCAGUGAGAUCAUUUUAUGGCCAUGUGUACGCGUAUUACAACAUCAGUAAAAAUCCUAGUUAUUUAAUUCUGCACAAAAAAAGACAUUUUGGGCAAUAAGGAAUAGCUGUAGGUUAUAUUUUCAUUUCAAAACAUUUUAAAAAUACUUGUUUGUUAAAUUUUGAUUCCAAAUAACAUGUGACGUGCGUUAGAGUUUGACCUUUCUUCAUAAUGGACUAUAUAUUAAUCUGCCAUAAAAUCUGAUUUCUGUUGUGACGUAAGAACUCUCACCUGUUAAAACAGGAAAAUAGUUUAUUUUAUGGUGGGUACGUAGCCUAUUAAAGGUGCUGAAUAUAUUGGGCUACCACUAUGCAUCAGUAAUCUUAAGUUUAUUUCCACAUAAAUAUAGCAUUUGUCAAUUUUUGUUUAGAUUUCGGCUAUUAUUCAAUGUUACCAUUUGUGUUCUAGUGCUCAAAGGAUGUGUUAGUGUGGUUAAACUUUCGGGCUCAGAAUUUCAUAGCCGUAGUAUAUAUCUUAUUUGAUGUUGUUGGUUUUAAUUGGUUAAAGCUUCCCAUAUUGUUACCAUACAGCUACAUGUAUAUGCAACUUAUUCCAAUUAGACCGUUCUCUCUUUGUGAACACCGACCUAGAUGUAAAGUCGUUGUAAGGGGAUUCAUGUAUUGAGAUGAGAAAAGCAAUACCACAUCUGCGCAAUAAAUAUUUUCACCUAUUUUCAGCUUUCCCAUUAGUAAUACACCACAUCUAAACGAUAAAAAAAAUCACCUAAAUUCAGCUUUUGUCUUGACCAAUUUCAACUGCAAUGAUGUGGGCUCGCUCCUUUAAUUGUGAUUGGUUUGAGGGCAUCGGUCAUAUUUGCUACCCUGUUGAUGGGUGUUUUAGGUACAGAAAUGCUUGUCCUUACAAAAGCCUGUUACGUAUACUCUUGCAAGUUUCAAGACAUUUUGCAAGUCAUUUAAUUUCCCUGUACAUGUAUACAUAUUUCUGAUAAUGCAGCUUCAAAUGAUUUCAUCUUGUACAUGUGGAUAUGCAGCUGUAUUUUAACUUGAAAGGUGUGUGAUAUUUUGUGAUGGCCUCUUCUUGCGAAAAUAAGUGACUAAAAUUCAAUGACUAACAAUCAUAUGCCUAAUCCUAGCCCUUUACACAAUCCUCAAGGUACAACUUCUAAAGGACAGUAUGUUUAUGGUUCUGAAAUGAAAACAAUUCGUUUGAAUUUUCUUAUAUUUUUUGCUUCAAUUUGAUGUCAUCAACAUGAACAUAUUGAACAUACAUUUUGUAGAUGGGGAAUUUUAAUGUCGUGUCUUUAGAUUUUCUAGCUCAUUAUUAAUGUACACUCUAAAAUACAUUUUCUAUGAACCAGGAAUAUAUAAUUGCAAGUCCAAACUUUAUUAUUUAAAGAUGACAACCAGAGAGGAUUGUGAAAUUUGGACCUAGUUUUGGAUUGUGUUCCAUUCAAGUUUUUUUUCACUGUUUGCUCAAGGGAUCCUUUACUGUACAUUGCAUACCUGUAGUGUUAGCCUAAAUUAUUGACUUGUUUGCUUGGUUGCUCCCCCUUGCUUGUUGUUGGCUUCAUUUUUACAUAGGUAUAAAACAUUUAGAUGUGACAAUUUCCAGACAUUGAAUUAUUAUAUAGGCAUGGAAAGUUGCAUUUAAUAUGCCAUGUAAUCAUUUAAAGGUGUGAUUUUUUUUUUUUGUAUAUUGAAUAUAAUCUUCUUCUUUUUUCGUGCCGACAGAAUUUGGAUUUAGCUGUGCUGAUUGAAUUGUUGUAUUUGUUUUAUGUAAAGUCACACUGUAUGUAGAUCUUCUAGACCUGACUUACAUCAUAAAACUAGUUACACUUUAAAAGAAAGCUUAACUGGUCGGUACCAGAAUAUUGUCUAGAUUGUUCUCUUUUGUUGGGUGUACAUGGGUUUCACCUAAAAUCCAAAGGUACUUGUUAUUUUUGAAGAGAUCUCAUUGAAAUUAGGUAUUUGUAUACAAUACUUAAACAAAUUUGAUAGUGGUCCAUAGCUAUGGGUUAGUGUGAUUUGAAACACUCUUAAAUACACAUGCUUUGUUGUUUUAGGAUGAAAAUUAUGUCUUGUUAUUUGAUGUACAGGAAAACCAUUUAAGGUAUGUCAGAAUAGAGAUGUAUGCUAUUUGUUAUGACAAAAAGAGUUGUUCAGAGAUGUGUGCAAGGUUGAAUGAGGAUUGUGUUUGGGUUCGUAAUGUAAGAGCUACAGUUUUGUAUGAUUGAUCGACGGCAGGUGUGUGUGUGGCGAGCCCAUUGAUUUGUCUGCAUAUUUUCAUAUAUAUCUUUUGAGUCAACAUAUUUCAUAAACCUAAGUACAUAUUUUCAUUAGUCAUCAACAAAAAAUAUUAUGUUUAUUUCUAUUUUUCCUCCAUAUUAAUAUUAUAUUAAUACAUUUAUUAGGAUUUAGAGCUGCAUUUGGUAACACCUGCUGUGCCAGGUCUGUAGCAGUGGCCUAUCUACAUUUCUCAAUCAUUCAUUCAUUACAAUGUAAUUGCAUGUUAAUGGAUUUAAAAUGUACUUUUACAGUCUUGAAGUAAAGGGAUUGGAUUAUCAAUUAAAGUGGAGUCUGUUUCAAAAUGUUGUCGGGUAGGAAAAUUGUGUAGAUUAAUAAAUAAUAAUGAGGCUUGCCUUGCUCAUGUGAUGACAGUAAAUAGAAAACUGAGUUUAUACCUUGUAAUGCAGGCACAAUUAAUGAAACCUUUUGAAUAAAAUUGAGAUCUGGAUAUAUUACUUCAUGCAAAGUUUAAAAAACAAUUUUGCACAAAAUAAACAAAAUUCACAUUUAUGUACAUCAUAAUGUGAUGGGAAAAAAAGCCUUGCAUUGACAUUCUGUUGGUACACACAUUCCACAGAAUACAAAUCUGAACAGGAAAGCAGUGAUAAAACCUGUGUUCCCAUAUUUGUAGAAGUAAAUACCUAUCUGUACAUAGAAUGUAGUAAUAAUUUGGAUGCAGGUGCUUCAAAUUGUUUGCAAAAGUUUACCUCUAAUUAUAUUUGUAAUUAGGAUUUUAUUGGUGGCCAUGUUGCAACCAGACUAGUUUCUCUAGUGUCAAGUUUUAAUCAGUAACUUGUCAGCACUCGGUACUGGCAGCUAACUUGUGUAAAUACAAACUUGUGUAGAUUUGUAAAGUAGUCUGUAAGCCAUGAACCUAUUUUUAUUUUGUACAAUUCAAACUUAAUUUAAAACUGGAAAAAAAUAAUACAGGGAGUCAGUGAUACAAUAACAAGCAGCUAUGCAGUCAAACAUUAUGAUGGGUGUCGAGAAUUCAAAACUAUUAUUCUUAAAGAAAUUGUAAACAAUAUGUGUAAAUUUGAUGAUCAUGCAACUUAACAUUUAUAAUUGUGUAAUACAUCUGUAAAGUUUCAUGACCAACUCAUCAUCGAUUAAAAAAGAAUGCACUGUU
Mizuhopecten yessoensis (Yesso scallop) is the source of this 7113-nucleotide messenger RNA. Its product is annotated as transcription factor Dp-2-like. The record is from RefSeq and is a predicted model, not a curated record. Gene Ontology annotation, biological process: regulation of transcription by RNA polymerase II; regulation of cell cycle. The transcript has 12 exons. Lineage: Eukaryota; Metazoa; Mollusca; Bivalvia; Pectinida; Pectinidae. Bases 357 to 1787 code for a protein of 476 amino acids. Gene Ontology annotation, molecular function: DNA-binding transcription factor activity, RNA polymerase II-specific; RNA polymerase II transcription regulatory region sequence-specific DNA binding. Gene Ontology annotation, cellular component: nucleus; transcription regulator complex.